AUGUCUACCGCGACGCGUCUGACAUUCGCGCUCGUCUCAACGAUAGUGCUUGUAGGGACAAUCUACUCAGUCGCAUACGGCACAUACCUUGACACUUCCAAUCCUCUCCUCACCCACCUGCCCCAUCCGCUCAGCCAAACCCACCGCUUCGCGAGCAAGGGCAACCCAUUGAAUGUAUACUUCAUAAAGAAGGCUUGGGGAUGGACUUCAGCUGCAUUUAUACUUGCUUGGAUCACGGGGACCCCUUCGACACGUAGCCUUCGUCGCCUGAGUCGUUGGUUGACGGCCACGGGGACAUGGCUGCUUUUCACUGCUUGGUUUUUCGGGCCCGGACUACUCGAACGCGUUAUUCUUGUCUCUGGUGGAGAAUGCGUGGUUCCCCUUCCAGACGGCCAACCUCUGGUGUUGCCAGCAGAAUACUGCCACACCCGCACAACCAUCUCCCCAGAAACACAUGCGUCAUUCUUCACGUCCCAGUCGCUCACGUUGCCCACUGACUGGCGCGCAACUCCCCGCUUACGCAAAGGUCACGACGUCUCCGGACAUAUAUUCCUUCUCACACUCUCCGUACUGCUCCUCGCUCAGCAAAUCAGUCCGUCAUUUUCCCUCACAAGAUGGUCUACACCCCACACGAUUGCCGUCUACACCAAUAUCGGGCUGAUACUGACUUGGUUAUUUGCAUGUGGGACCACGAGUGUGUAUUUCCACUCGCCUGGAGAGAAAAUCAGUGGGUAUUUGUUGGGUCUCGCUUGUUUUGCAUUAGCUCAGAUCCCGGGCAAUAUUAUAACAGGGCAAGGCCGGUGA
This is a messenger RNA of Mycena indigotica, 804 nucleotides long. RefSeq lists its product as uncharacterized. Gene Ontology annotation, cellular component: endoplasmic reticulum membrane. Gene Ontology annotation, biological process: phospholipid biosynthetic process; lipid storage; lipid droplet organization. Lineage: Eukaryota; Fungi; Basidiomycota; Agaricomycetes; Agaricales; Mycenaceae. The record is from RefSeq and is a predicted model, not a curated record. The coding region runs from base 1 to 804 and encodes 267 amino acids. The transcript is spliced from 2 exons.